AUGAACCUCAGCCAAGAAGACGAGCAAUCAAUCCGAGAUGAUCUAACUUUCCUUCGAUCAGGGUGGAGAACAAACCUAAAACCCAAAUCGCCAUUUGAACAAUACAAAUCUGCUCAAGAAGAGAUCCAAAGACACUUCAUCAAGUAUCUUACCAGGUGUUCAACUUUAAUCGCUGACCAACACCUGGAGAAACGGAAUAUUCAAACUCGAGUGCAAAGAUUGAAUGAUAUCGACCAAGACUUGAAAAGAUAUUUAGCAAUCAACCAUGAUAUCACCGAUAGCGAUACAGAUACGUACGAAGAGACACUCAAAAUAGCUUGUUCGAGCAUAUCUAAACCAUCCAUGUGGAUGAUUAUGGGUAAUUCCCCAUUGGGAUAUUCAAGGGCAAUAACUGAAUAUACUAAAGAAGUCAAACUCUUACCUGAAUUCGGUACUAAAUGGGACAUGACUAUCUUACCUUCAACAAACGCCGAUUUGAAUAAGAAGGCAUGUGAUGAACUUGGACGAUAUAGGGAGAAAGCAAGAUCGUACAUAGAAUUGAAAAUGCUUCGAAUGGAUUUUGCGACCACUCAUGAUGAGAUGGAAGAUAGUAUGAAACCUGACCAUGAUUUUUUCGAUUGUGAUUCGAACCCUCAAUUGAAAGAUGAGCGUAUGGAGAGUUACGUACAAAAUCAAUAUGAUACAAUCAAAGAGAGGGAAACUGAUCUCCAAGAUAUCGUACAGCAUGUCAAACGACGAUGCAAGAAAUAUGACGAUGAUGAUUUAUUCGAAGUUCAUGCGAUGUCCGGAAUAGAAUAUUCCAAAUAUGAUCCCGACUCAGCUAGAGAAUUGGGUUAUCUGAAUUACCAUGAGCUUCCUCGAGUGUUGAGAGAUGAGUUUGAGCAAGUGAGUGAUGAGUUGGAACAUAGAAGGAAGAAUCCAAACUAUCAACAAAGUCUCAGUGACUUUCAGAAAAGUGAGAUCAAACGGUUUUUAGAAGAGGAGUCGGAACGUUUGGAUCCUUCCGCUUGGAAAGGUGGAUCACCAGCUUAG
Molecule: messenger RNA, 1032 nt
Organism: Kwoniella mangroviensis CBS 8507
Lineage: Eukaryota; Fungi; Basidiomycota; Tremellomycetes; Tremellales; Cryptococcaceae
Exons: 1
Coding region: 1-1032 (343 amino acids)
Source: RefSeq, a predicted model, not a curated record